AUGUUGCGAUCUGCUGUCGGUAGAAUUUGCUUCCAUUUGCAUAAGAACAUAGUCCUGUCCAACUCUUGCCGAGUACCACAGUUAAGUACUGCUGCAUCAACGACAAACUUAAAGGAUAUUUUAGCAAAUAAAAUUCCUGAAAAGCAAAAGGAAGUUAUUGAAUUCCGCAAAAAAUAUGGUUCCACUGUUGUUGGUGAUGUUACCGUGGACCAGAUAUUUGGAGGAAUGCGUGGCAUCAAGGGCCUCCUGACAGAAACCUCUGUAUUAGAUGCUGAAGAGGGCAUCCGUUUCCGUGGAUAUAGUAUUCCAGAAUGUCAGGAGAUUUUGCCUAAAGCUCAUGGUGGAGGUGAAGAACCAUUGCCUGAAGGAUUGUUUUGGUUGUUGGUGACAGGCAAUGUCCCAAAUCAGAGCCAAGUGGAUGCAAUUUCCAAGGAGUGGAAUGAGCGAGCUGCUUUACCCAACCAUGUGAUCACCAUGUUGAACAACUUCCCAAGCAAUCUUCACCCGAUGUCACAAUUCAGUGCUGCCAUCACUGCUUUGAACAGUGAAAGCAAAUUUGCUAAGGCAUAUGCUGAUGGUGUACACAAAAGCAAAUACUGGGAGCUUGUGUAUGAAGACUCUAUGAAUCUCAUUGCAAAGUUGCCAACUGUGGCAGCAAUCAUUUACCGGAAUUUAUAUCGUGAUGGAACGUCUGUUGGCGCCAUUGAUCCUGACAAGGAUUGGACAUGGAACUUUACAUCCAUGUUGGGCUUUGAGGAUCCAGCAUUCACAGAACUUAUGAGACUUUAUCUCACCAUUCACAGUGAUCAUGAAGGUGGCAAUGUCAGUGCUCACACAACACAUCUUGUUGGUAGUGCCCUUUCUGACCCUUAUCUUUCAUUUGCUGGGGGCAUGAAUGGGUUGGCUGGCCCUCUCCAUGGACUGGCUAAUCAGGAAGUGUUGGUUUGGCUUACUAAGUUACAAAAAGAACUUGGAGGUGAAGUGACUGAUGACCAACUCAGAGAUUUUAUUUGGAAUACACUCAAAUCUGGACAAGUUGUACCAGGCUAUGGUCAUGCUGUCCUUCGUAAGACUGAUCCUCGUUAUACUUGCCAACGAGAUUUUGCCUUGAAACACCUUCCUAAUGAUCCUAUGUUUAAACUUGUUUCUCAGCUUUAUAAGGUUGUGCCUGAUACUCUGAUGCAACAUGGCAAGGCCAAGAAUCCUUGGCCCAAUGUUGAUGCCCACAGUGGUGUCCUAUUACAGUAUUACAACCUAACUGAAAUGAAUUACUACACAGUGUUGUUUGGUGUGUCACGAGCUCUUGGAUGUCUGGCCUCUCUCAUCUGGGACAGAGCCCUUGGUCUUCCCCUUGAGCGUCCUAAAUCAUAUGACAUCAAACAUCUUAAGAAAAUGGUAGGAACAAAAUAA
Molecule: messenger RNA, 1410 nt
Organism: Acanthosepion pharaonis
Lineage: Eukaryota; Metazoa; Mollusca; Cephalopoda; Sepiida; Sepiidae
Source: the annotation of a GenBank genome assembly